Messenger RNA from Linum trigynum, 2625 nucleotides. The record is from the annotation of a GenBank genome assembly. NCBI's taxonomy places the organism in Eukaryota, Viridiplantae, Streptophyta, Magnoliopsida, Malpighiales, Linaceae.
AUGAUCGUCAGGACUUACGGCCGCCGGAGCAGGUCGUUUUCCGAUUCACCUGACGACGACGACGACCUUGCUGGGCACGCAUUCGGCGGGGACUCUUUCUCCCUCUCCCAAGAGAGCCCAUCUCAGGAUUUCUACGACUUCCCUUUCCCUUCCCAAGAAUCGUCUUCUUUCUGGCCCUCCGCCGCCUCAUCCUCCUUCGAUCCCGAUCCGUACGGGUUCAAUCCUUCCUCCUCCCAGGAAAAUUCGGUCCCUGCCAACGGCGUUGCUUCCAGGAAGUCGAAGAAACCAAGAAACGGGGAGUUGGAGAAGAGGGGUGGAGGGGACGCGAGGCCGUGGGUUCCGAUGACUUCUACACUAAUGGAGGCGCAGGAGUUCGGAGAGAUGAUGGAGCACGUCGACGAGGUUAAUUUCGCGCUUGAUGGGUUGAGGAGAGGGCAGCCAGUGAGAAUCAGGAGGGCGAGCUUGUUAUCCCUCUUGUCGAUUUGCGGCACGGCGCAGCAGCGGCGACUUCUUAGGGCUCAAGGGACAGUGAAAACCAUAAUAGAUGCAGUCUUGGGUCUUAGCUUUGAUGAUGUGCCCAGCAACCUGGCAGCUUCAACUCUUUUCUUUCUCUUAACCAGUGAUGGACAAGAUGACCACAUGUUGGAAUCACCCAGUUGUAUUCUUUUUUUGCUUCAAUUGCUGAAACCGGUACAUUCUAAGGCUAGCCAGGACAAAACCCGAAGUUUAGGCAGUAAGAUUUUGUCGAUACGCGGAGAUACUAAUAUCUUGCGUGAUACAAGCAAGAUGGCAGAUUCAAGUUCUUCUGCUAUUGUCGCCAAAGUUGAGGAAAUUCUUGUGUGUGGUAAGGUCAUUAAGUCUCAGUCUGGGAACAAUAUGGGAGCUGAGAGGCCAGAGUUGACAUCAAAGUACAUCGCCCUGUUGACUAUGGAGAAGGCUUGCUUAUCCAAGAUAUCACUUGAAGAUACAUCGGGUCGGGUAAGGAAGAUGGAUGGAAAUUUCAAGGAGAAGCUGCGAGAACUUGGAGGACUUGAUGCUGUCUUUGAAGUUGCAAUGAGCUGCCACUCUGCUAUUGAGAGUUUGGAGCAGCAAAAUUCAUCCUCUUCUCAGAGUGCGCAAGAUGUCUUGGUCCUGCCAAGCCUCGUAACCCUUUUGAAAUGCUUGAAGAUCAUGGAAAAUGCUACAUUCUUGAGUAAAGACAACCAGGACCAUCUACUUGCGAUGAAAAGAAACUCUGAUUCUCAUGGUUGCCGAAUAUCUUUCACCAAACUUGUCAUAAGUGUGAUCAAGAUUUUAUCAGGACUCUAUCUGCUUAGAACUUCUGCUACCUCUGCUAAUGGAAGCCCUUUCAUCCUCUCCAGUGGAAGUAAUAAUGACCACAAAGUAGACAGUGAUGGAGUGAUAUGCAUCAGCUCGUCAGAAUCAGAUUGCUACAUUACAGAAGGGACCUCAUUGGAAAAGGGCUCUCAGACUUCACACAAAUCAAUUGCACAGCGAGUGCUCUCUGUUUCUAGAGAAGCAGCUACCAUGGACGACAGUAACCUACUGAAGAUGAGAGUUCGCUCAUCAAUGUUCAGUUCAAGCAGUGAAACAUCGAGGAGCUGUAAUGGGUUGAGGUCAAAGUAUGAUGUUGACGUUGAUGAUUCUGCAAAAGAUUCCAUGUGCGAACUCUUCGAUAGCCAAGAUCCCUUUGCAUUUGAUGGUGAUGACUUUGAGCCCUCGAAGUGGGAUGCGAAGUAUGGUAAACCGAAAAAAUCUCGAAUUCCAGCUAUGAGAAAGCCUGUGAAAGAACGCCAAAACCACGAGGAUCCCUUCGGUGUGAUGACGAUUCAAAGUGAAUUUAGUAAACAGCUCAAUGAAGACUCAAGUAAACAACAGUGUUCUUCCCAGAAGGGCUCGAAUUCCAGUGUUUCAGAUGAAGAAUGCUCUACUCUUCUAUCUGAGUGUCUUCUUACAUCAGUAAAGGUUCUGAUGAAUCUAACGAAUGAAAACCCUGUGGGAUGUCGGCAAGUUGCUGGAUGCAAGGGGUUGGAGACUAUGUCUUCACUGAUUGCUGACCACUUCCCGUCGUUCGACUCAUCUUCCACAUCGCUUAAUUCUGCAGUACUUGAACAUCAGAACGAAGGUCGUUUAACUGAUCAAGAGCUGGAUUUUCUGGUGGCCAUCUUGGGUCUCCUUGUCAACCUGGUCGAGAAGGAUGGACAAAACAGGUCAAGGCUUGCAUCGGCUAGCGUUUCGUUAGCCAGCUCACAAGGGUCGGAAGAGGAGAGUCGUAGGGAUGUAAUUCCGCUACUGUGUUCCAUCUUUCUAGCCCACCUAGGAGAAGGUGAUCAAUCUGAACAAGGGAAUGGCAUACAAUGGGAUGAUGAAGUGGCGCUGCUAGAAGGAGAGAAAGAAGCGGAGAAGAUGAUCGUGGAGGCUUAUGCAGCACUGCUGCUUGCCUUUCUUUCAACUGAAAGCAAGAGCACACGUGAUUCAAUUGCUGAUUGCCUCCCGGAUCACAAGCUUUCGGUUCUCGUUCCUGUGCUGGAGAGAUUUGUGGCAUUUCACUUGACGCUGAACAUGAUCUCGCCGGAGACCCACGAAGUAGUGAAGGAAGUGAUCGAAUCGUGUAGGCUGCCAUGA